Messenger RNA from Sapajus apella (tufted capuchin), 3007 nucleotides. Its product is annotated as protocadherin gamma-B4. Gene Ontology annotation, molecular function: calcium ion binding. The record is from RefSeq and is a predicted model, not a curated record. Gene Ontology annotation, cellular component: plasma membrane. The annotation marks the transcript as partial. Lineage: Eukaryota; Metazoa; Chordata; Mammalia; Primates; Cebidae. Gene Ontology annotation, biological process: homophilic cell-cell adhesion. The transcript has a single exon.
GAGCUGAUAUUGUGCCACUGCACUCCAGCCUCGUAUCAGAGUGAGACUCCGUCUCAAAAAGAAAAAAGAAGAAAAUCUCCAGACCAAAAUUUAUUAGAUGCAUCAAAUUAUUUUUUGGCAAUGGAGAGACAUAAUCCCUAAACUCAGCUGUUGUAAUCAGACUUUCCAGGGAUUGUUUCCUUGAUUUCUGAGGUCAUCAAAGAAUGUAAGUGCAGAGGUAGGAAGCAGUGCUUCAGUGCAGCAGACCCCAAUGAGUUUGUGUUUUGAUGCUGCAUAUUAUCCCCCUAAUAACUUUGAAGAUGAAUGUUGUAUUUUGUAACCAGGAAAAUGAUUGUGUAAUGAGUAGUAGAGGAAUAGGUUAUUGCCUGUGAUCAUUGAAAUGAGAAUCACCUAAUAUUCCUGUAAUGAAAUCACUGAAACUAUUGGGAAAGGAGAUGUAUGUGAAAAUAAAUAUAAAUUGCACCUUCUAAAAGGCAAUUUUGGCAUUAAUGAUAUUCUCCAGAAAAAAAAGUUGAAAACAAUUUGGAGAUACUUAGAAAAGUGAGAAAAUGUUAGGAACGAUGAAAGAAAGAUAAAAUGUAUCCAGUAUAUUGUUAAUAGGCAAGUAUGCAAAAUUACUCUGCUCUGAGGUGGUUUAGGACAAGUCUGUGUUAUGGCUAGCUUUGUAUAGACAGUGCAUGUUUGAAGAUUGGGGAAAGCUUAUGUCAAUAAACAGAUGUUUACUGAAUCCACAUGAUUUGCCUAAAAAUCUUCAAAGUUAGGAUGAAUUCAUUUCCAAGAGUACAUCUUUAGACAUCAUUAAAUAUAUAUACGUAUCCACGUAGUUUUUGUUCUUUCAGUUAGGCACACAAAUACGAUUACUGCACUGGUUAAACUGAAGCAGCAGAGGCUGUAGUUUCCUAGUGCUGACUCUGGGCGCCGCUGUUGGCCAAAGUGGAGAGCCUGGAGCUCCAGAUCUCCUCGCGCAGCCGCAGGGCACUUUCCGGGGCAGCCCCAGCUCAGACUCACCAGCACCAGCCUUUACACCGCUUCCUCCUCGGAAAAAGAAGAAUCUUUUCCUGAACUGGAACUGGAACUAAAGGCCUUUCGGAGAUCCGAAAAUCUGCAAUACAGAGGUUAUUUGUAACCCGGCGUCUCCAGGCUGGUGAGCAAGCUGAGGAGAGCAAGAGGGAUGGAGAGCUGCGCCGGGGAGCGGGGCCGGGCUGAGAGGCGACCUGGGCUCUUUCUCUUCCUGCUGCCUUUGUUCUGCCCGGCUCUCGGUGAGCAGAUUCGCUACAGGAUUCCCGAGGAAAUGCCCACGGGCUCCGUAGUGGGGAACCUCGCCAAGGACCUGGGGUUCAGCGUCCAGGAGUUACCGACUCGAAAACUGCGCGUCAGUUCGGAGAAGCCUUACUUCACGGUGAGCGCAGAGAGCGGGGACUUGCUUGUGAGCAGCAGGCUAGACAGGGAGGAGAUCUGCGGGAAGAAUCCAACUUGUGCUCUGGAAUUUGAGGCUGUUGCUGAAAAUCCACUGAACUUUUAUCACGUGAAUGUGGAGAUCGAGGACAUUAAUGACCACACGCCAAAAUUCACGCAAAAUUCCUUUGAGCUGCAAAUAAGCGAGUCUGCACAGCCUGGCACACGAUUUAUAUUAGGAUCUGCCCAUGACGCAGAUAUUGGUAGCAACACACUGCAGAGUUACCAACUCAGUCUCAGUGAUCAUUUCUCACUGACAAAUAAAGAGAAAUCAGAUGGCAGCAAGUACCCUGAGCUGGUAUUGAAGACACCUUUGGACCGAGAAAAGCAGAAAUCUUACCACUUGACUUUGACUGCCUUGGACUUUGGGGCUCCACCCCUAAGCAGCACUGCACAAAUACGGGUUCUAGUGACUGAUGCCAAUGAUAAUGCUCCAGUUUUCAGUCAAGACGUAUACAGGGUGAGACUUUCGGAAAACGUGUACCCGGGGACCACGGUGCUACAGGUGACUGCCACGGACCAGGAUGAGGGUGUCAAUGCUGAGAUCACUUUCUCUUUCAGUGAAGCUAGUCAGAUCACCCAAUUUGACCUGAACUCUAACACCGGGGAAAUAACUGUUUUAAAUGUAUUAGAUUUUGAAGAAGUCAAAGAAUAUUCCAUAGUUUUAGAAGCAAGGGACGGUGGAGGAAUGAUUGCGCAAUGCACAGUGGAGGUAGAAGUCAUAGAUGAAAACGACAACGUCCCAGAAGUGAUAUUCCAAUCUCUACCCAACCUGAUUAUGGAGGACGCCGAGCUGGGAACACAUAUUGCUUUGCUCAAAGUGCGUGACAAGGAUUCCAAACACAAUGGAGAAGUUACUUGUAAAUUGGAAGGUGAUGUUCCAUUUAAAAUACUAACUUCUUCAAGAAACACGUAUAAAUUAGUGACAGAUGCUGUUCUAGACCGCGAGCAGAAUCCAGAGUACAAUAUCACUAUUACGGUCACAGACCGGGGCAAGCCUCCCCUCUCCUCCAGUUCCAGCAUCACCCUGCACAUUGGCGAUGUAAAUGACAACGCUCCGGUUUUCUCACAGCCUUCCUACAUAGUCUAUGUGUCCGAGAACAACCCUCCUGGAGCCUCCAUUUCACAAGUCAGCGCUUCCGAUCCCGAUUUGGGACCUAAUGGCCAAGUCUCCUACUCCAUCGUGGCCAGUGAUCUGGAGCCUCGGGAGCUGUCGUCCUACGUGUCCGUGAGCGCACAGAGCGGGAUGGUGUUCGCGCAGCGCGCUUUCGACCACGAGCAGCUGCGCUCCUUCGAGCUCACGCUGCAGGCGCGCGACCACGGCUCGCCUGCACUCAGCGCCAACGUGAGCCUGCGCGUGUUGGUGAACGACCGUAAUGACAACGCCCCGCGGGUGCUGUACCCCGUGCUGGGGCCCGAUGGCUCUGCACUGUUCGAUAUGGUGCCACGCGCCGCAGAGCCCGGCUACCUGGUGACCAAGGUGGUGGCGGUGGACGCAGACUCAGGACAAAACGCCUGGCUGUCCUACCACGUGCUGCAGGCCAGCGAGCCC